Molecule: messenger RNA, 1060 nt
Organism: Coffea eugenioides
Lineage: Eukaryota; Viridiplantae; Streptophyta; Magnoliopsida; Gentianales; Rubiaceae
Product: E3 ubiquitin-protein ligase MPSR1-like
Exons: 1
Coding region: 165-923 (252 amino acids)
Cellular component (GO): nucleoplasm; cytoplasm
Source: RefSeq, a predicted model, not a curated record
GACCAGCUUCUAGACUCUUCCUCAACUUUUCUCAUUUCUCACGGUCCGCGUUUCCCCAGCUUCGAUAUAUCACCGGACUUCCCCACUUUGUCCGAUUUCUUUUCUUAUUGUUUUUAUUUAUUAGUAUUUGUUUCUGUAACUAUUCAGCUUCGACUUUCCCCUUGAUGGCGUCAACCCCAACCGAGAGAGUGGCGGAUCAAUCGUCGCCACCGAGUCUCGAAGAGCUCGCCAGGAGGAGUGCCAGAACCAUACUACUCCCUUUCAUCAUCGGCUACUCCUCCUCCGCCGCGCCGUCUGAUCGACCGCGUGAAAUUGCCAUCAUCGUAAACCCUCGUACCGGAUCCUUAACUGUGAUCGAAGGUUCUGUUGAUAUCGAAUCACUUCUCCUCGGAAAAGAGGGGCGCGUGCCGGCAUCAAAGGCUUCAAUAGAAGCCAUGCCACUGGUGAAAGUGGCGGAAGGGGGUUUGGAUUGUGCGAUUUGUUUGGCCGAGCUUGAAGUCGGCGAGGAAGCCAAACAGAUGCCGUGUAAACAUCACUAUCAUGCGGGUUGCAUUGAUAAGUGGUUGGGAAUUCAAGGAUCUUGCCCUGUUUGUAGAUAUCGCAUGCCGGUGGAGCAGGACGAGAAGAUUAACAAUGGAGAAGGUGGCGGUGAUGAUAGCGAUGGGGAGGCGGAGGAUGAUGGUGAGGAGGAGGAGGAACAAGAGGAAGGUGGCAGCGGUAUGAAUGGAAGGAUGCCGGCUUUUGUUUUUCACAUUUACUUUGCUCCGCGUCGCCGGAGCAAUCAAGACUCUGGCGGAGCAAUUGAGGCCGAUGAUGAUAAUUCGGCUUCAACGGGAGAUGUGGACGGGUCCUCAACUGAAGAUAUGGAGGUUGAUGGCAGGACAUCAUCACCAGAAAUGGAUAUAGACCAGAGCACCUCAUAGGCUUUCUUUCAUUUUUUCUUUGUUUUUUUGUUUUUAAGAAAAUUCAUUCAAUUUGCUCUAGGGUUGUUUUGGUGAAAUUGCACUGUAAAUAUGGAUACCAUCUAUAGUCUAAUUAAAUUUUAAGUUACUUUUUUCUA